GGGGCUGGGACCCCCCGGAGGCCAGCAGUGGGCAGGGGAUGCCCGGCAGGGCAGUGGUAACUCUGCCCCAUCUCCCUCUCCCACCAGCCUCGUCCCCUGCGUUCUAUGGAUCCUGAGGUCUCCCUGCUCAUCCAGGGCCCGCUGGGCGGGCUUGCCGAAGAGCGGGUGCGGGCAGAGUUGAGCCCAGCUUACGACCGGCGCCCGCUGCCUGGAGGGGAGGACUCCAUCAUCGCCGCCUGGAACGCCCGCCGGCAGGCCCAGCCCUGGCUCUUCAAUGCUCCCAAGUUUCGACUGCACUCGGCAGCCCUGGGGCCCCCCGACCCUGGUGGGCCCUGCCUGACGCUGCGGAUGGGUCUCACCUCCUACCAGGACUUCCUGGGCACCAACUGGGCCAGUUCAGCAGGCAGGCUUCGGUGCCAGGGGAAAGCUGACUGGGGAGAUGCCCAAGCCUACUUGGCAGACCCGCUGGGAGUGGGUGCCAUGCUGGCCACUUCGGAUGGCUUCCUGGUCUUUCUCCGCCGGUCUCUGAGGGUGGCUGAGGCCCCUGGGCUGAUAGAUGUGCCUGGGGGGCACCCUGAGCCUCAGGCCCUGUUUCCUGGGGAGACGCCCCGGCACGAGGAUCUUCCUGGGGGCCUGGUGGUUCUGGAGCUGUUCUCAUCCAUUCUGCAGGAGAUCCGGGAUGAGGUGAACGUGCCGUUGUCGACUUUGAGCCGUCCCCUCCUUCUGGGCAUUGCCCGAAACGAGACCAGCGCGGGAAGGGCCAGUGCUGAAUUCUAUGUCAGCUGUAGCCUGACCUCUGAGCAGGUGAGGACCCUCUAUAUGAUGGGAGGACCGGAAGCUCAUGAAUCCACUGGCAUCAUCUUCAUGGAAGUGCAGGUGAGAGCUGGGAGCAGGAGGCCCGGGGAGCAAGAGAAGGUCAGACAGGCUGGGGGUGAGCGAGCCAGGGCUGAAGGUGAAUCACAUGGGCAGAAAGAAAAGAUGUUUUAAGAUGUUCCCAGCCAAGAUGGAGACUUUAAAGAGGGUAAGUAGGCAAUCCUGAAUCUGCGCAAUGGAUGUCUGGAGCCCAAGGGAAGUAAGUGGCUGGUCAGUGCUAGCUCCUGUGUGAAAGGUCUCGAGUGGAUGGCCAGCUCUGGGAGAGUCUGGAGCAGUCAUGGGAGUACCCUGGCUUACCCUGCCUUAAUGGGAGCAGACGAUGCACAAGCAAGAUGGUGUCAUGUUCAGCUGUGGGCGCAGCGUUUCAGGACUGGCAUUGAUAAAACAAAGCCUGUCUGGAGGAGGAUGGCCCAUGUGGGGAAAGAGGACAUAUUCACAUCACAGCCGUGGUAGAAAGAAAUGGGAAUGUUUAUCUUGGAGAAGAGAAGGCUGAGGGAUACAUGGAUGGCCGUCUUCUCAUCUCUGAAGGCUGACAAAUGGUAGAGGUACUCUGCUUGGCCCCAAAGAACAGAGCUGGAGCGCGAUGGGCACAAGGCUGCCUAGACUGCCUGAGGAGCCUGUAGGCUGCCCUUCCCUUCAAGCAAAGGCUGAAUGGUUCCCUGCCGGAGAUGGUGGAGAGGGCAUUCUGGGCGGGGAGGGAGGAUGGGUAGAUGCACAGAGGACCUCUGAGGUCCCUUCUGGUGGUAAGAAUGCAAGUAAGAGAGGAGGAUGCCCCAGCGUAGCCAGGAGGGAGGAGGUGAACCCUUAUCCAAGUCUGUCUUUCUGCACAGAGAGUCAGACGCCUGCAGGAGGAGUCUGAAGCCUGGAGCGAGCUCUGUCCCUCAGCCAAGGGCGCCAUUUUGCUCUACAACCUGGUCCA
Vombatus ursinus (common wombat) is the source of this 1792-nucleotide messenger RNA. It is a transcript of the gene NUDT22, whose product is annotated as nudix hydrolase 22. The transcript is spliced from 4 exons. The record is from RefSeq and is a predicted model, not a curated record. Gene Ontology annotation, molecular function: GDP-mannose hydrolase activity. NCBI's taxonomy places the organism in Eukaryota, Metazoa, Chordata, Mammalia, Diprotodontia, Vombatidae. Bases 106 to 987 code for a protein of 293 amino acids.